This is a messenger RNA of Medicago truncatula (barrel medic), 1314 nucleotides long. RefSeq names its product metacaspase-9. Gene Ontology annotation, molecular function: cysteine-type endopeptidase activity. Lineage: Eukaryota; Viridiplantae; Streptophyta; Magnoliopsida; Fabales; Fabaceae. The transcript has 2 exons. The record is from RefSeq and is a predicted model, not a curated record. Gene Ontology annotation, biological process: proteolysis. Gene Ontology annotation, cellular component: cytoplasm. Bases 211 to 1170 code for a protein of 319 amino acids.
UAUCCCAAAAAUAGAAUUUCCAUAGCUUGAAAGCCAAUACAAUGUCCCAUAAGGUUGCUUAAGGAAAUUCCACAAGGAAUGUAAUUGCCACCCCAAAGAACUAUAUAAAAGAGACCCAAAAUAAAUGAUUCAAUAGACUUGAAGCUUAUCCAUAAUUCUUUUGAUAAACUUGUUCAAGAGUUAAAAUAUUUGAAGUGAUUGCAACUUGCAAUGGAGAGAAAAAACAAGAGGCUUGCAGUUUUGGUAGGGUGCAAUUAUCCAAACACUCCCAAUGAAUUGCGUGGUUGCAUAAAUGAUGUCUUGGCCAUGAAGGACACAUUGGUGAAGCGUUUUGGGUUUGAUCAUGCCAAUAUUCAGCUUCUCACUGAUGAUGAUCCUAAAAACUCUUCAUCAACUAUGCCAACUGGUGCUAACAUUAAACAAGCAUUAUCAAGCAUGGUUGAUAAAGCUGAAGCAGGGGAUGUGCUUUAUUUUCAUUAUAGUGGACAUGGAACUAGGAUUCCUUCCAAGAUACAUGGACAUCCUUUUCGACAUGAAGAAGCUAUUGUGCCUUGUGACUUCAAUCUUAUCACUGAUUUGGACUUCAGACAACUAGUAAAUCGGAUUCCAAAAGGAGCAAGCUUAACAAUUCUCUCGGAUUCAUGUCAUAGUGGUGGCUUAAUUGACAAAGAAAAAGAACAAAUUGGACCAUCCUCAUUUGAUGACAAAAAUGCAACAUUGAAACUAAGUGAUCAUAAACCAAAGACUAUUCCCUAUGAGUCAAUAUUUCAACACGUCUCUUCGUUAACAAACAUAAACACAACAGACAUUGGAACUCAUCUCCUUGAGUUUUUCGGCUCGGAUGCAAGUUUGAGGUUUCGGCUUACGUCACGCGAUCUUGAAGAAGGAGUUCUGUUGAAACCGGAUGAAGGGAUUCUGUUGAGUGGUUGUCAAUCUGAUGAGACAUCUGCAGAUAUGAGUCCAAAUAUGAGUAAUGGAAAAGCUUAUGGUGCAUUUAGCAAUGCUGUUCAGAUUGUGUUGAAGGAAAAUAAGGGGAAAUUAAGUAAUAGAGAGGUUGUGGUGAAGGCUAGGGAUGUUCUAAAAGGACAAGGAUUUGUGCAACAUCCUUGUCUUUAUUGUAGUGAUGAGAAUGCUGAUGAUGUCUUUUUGUUGCAAAUGUUAGAACUCUGAUUGAAGAAUUUGAUGUGUCAUGUGUGUGAAGUGAAGCUGAAAUCAAAUUGAACUAUUGUGUGUCAUUAUGUUGUUCAUAAUUGUAUUGUUGUAUGAAUUUUAUAUGAAAUAAAUGGAAGGAAAUUUUAAUUCAUGAACCAAAAA